AUGGACGAAAUCCUGUACCGUAAUGAUGGUGCUGCAAUGGAUGAGAACUCGCACACAGCUGAUCAAGAUGCCCUGGUUCAAAAUGUGAGCAAACAUGUCGGUAAACUUCUCAUUCGCAUGAAUUUCACUGAUAUUACAGCGCUUGACGCCCAUAUUGAUAGCUCAUUAGCUCGGGCAGUUCAGGCGCACGAGAACAUUACUCAUUUUCACUUCGUCGGCACCGUCAAUCAUACCUUCUCUUUCGGUUCAAUCAGCGAGUACAGUCGGUUCACUUUAGUAACAAAGAAAAAUCUCAUUUCGAAGCUUGAAAAUGGAGUAAAUAAGGCUUGUGGUCAAGAAAGCAAUGGUGGUUCCAUCAUCCAACAGGCGCCAAUAAACAAUGAUUUAAACGUAGCUCGUUGGCAGGGGCCAGACUACGCCAACUAUGAGGGGUCCCGACAACAUCCUAAGGCGUUCCUUCCAAUGAGAUUUGACAUGGGUCGCUCCUUUAUGAGCACACUGCCAUCGACAGACGUCGUCUGUGCCGGCAGAACGAUGAAGAGGAUUUUAAUGGAACCUUAUGCGGCACGAACCUUAGGAAAUGGAAAAACAGAAAAACGCCAACUGCUUCCACAGAUCUGUUGGCGUGGCGACAACGCAGAAUCAGUUUUCUCUCUACAACUCUCCUUCUAUGACAAUCUUAUUUGGAACUCAGAGGUUGCUCUUGGUGGCGCUAAGGACACUCCCACCAGCAAUGAUACUGAAACUAUUCCCAGAGGAAGCGGUUCGAAAACUUCUACAUCUGAUUUGGAAUUUCCAAGAAUGUUUGGUAGCCAUUCAUUUCGAAUUAUUGCAGAGGGCAAUCCAGAAUUGAACAAUCACAUCUGGGAGUUUCAUGACUGUUGCAUGUUGGCCGACGCUGACUUGCCAAUAUUCGGAGGUGGACAAUUCCCAAACCUAUCUAUUCAUAUGAGCGAGCAAGCGAAGCCUAUCUCAGUACUUUUUGGCGUGGACACUUUUCUAGAACGAAUAAUCUGUAGUUUGUCUAGAAGCGUAGUUGUCUACCACGAAGAUGGACCAGUGGAAGACUACGAUGUUGUUUUCAAGGAAGAAAUUCCGCAUAUUGUUGGCAGCGAAUUCGACCCAGUGAAUCUGAAGAGCAUCAUUAAGAAUACAAUGACCUUCCUUUCUAAGAAUAUAGCACAUCGUGGUCAUACAUACUGGUUGCUCAGAGAGAAAAAGACAAACCACUUGAAGCUAUAUGAUCUUACCAGCACAUGCUCUAGCAUUUCCAGCUUACCAAACUGGAAUCCAUUCCUUUCACCUUUGUCAACUGAGCUCAUUGAAAAGUCAGCACGGAAUCGACCAGAAAAGAUUUCCAAUGUUAUUUAUGGCCUACUGUCUGCCGCCGCAAAAAUUGCAGAAAAUGAGAAUUAUGCAGAGACUAAAAUAUGUGCUCAUUAUUCGCUUGCGGGUGUAUAUUUGAUGUUUGAAUUUGAUGAGGAUAACUCAAAGUUGGACCAAUAUUCCUAUCUGAUGGAAAGUCUGGACGAUGUUCCUUCAAAUAGUGGCUACCCACGGAUCACGUCAACUAUUCAGGUGGAUUGCCUUGCCGCAAGUUCGAGUCGUGAAGAUAUUCAGGAUGAUAAUCAGGAUUUUAAUGCCAGUUCAUUGGAUCCACGUAAUGAACCAAGUGAAGUUCGAUCGGAGUGUGCAAGAAGGGCCCUUGAGCAUUGUUUACAGGUUGCACCUCUGUCAUGUCGUGAUAGCCGCAUCCUCGAAUUGGCCGCUAAAGACGUUGAAAUAGAAGGCAAAUUUGACUGUUCCACCUUUUGGUUCGGCGGAAAUGACUGUGAAGCAAAGAGAGCACUAUGGAUGAGACGGAUUGAAGCUGCAAUUGAGAGGUUUUGCCUCCUACUUAGAGAGUAUCCAACUCCACAUCAUAGCGCCUCUUUCCCACCUACGAUAGCGCUUAUCACACCUGCGGUAGUAGCUUAUCGUGUAGCAGUAACGGCUAUGAGCUUGGCUGGAAUCCUGCUUCUUAUCUCCCGUGGAGAAUUAGGAACUGUGAAUGGUUCAGAAGAUGACGACGAAAAUCCUGACACACAAAUUCAGCGUGCGAUUGAUUUAGUCCAGAAAGCUAGGAGCCUGUACAGAGUGUCACUUGACGUCUUGGAUUUAUCCAAUGGUGAUGAACGCGAAUAUGAAGUGUCCAUUCGAAUAAGCACUGUCACGGCAUUAAAACUUCAAUAUACCAUAAAUGUAAAAAUACAUAACAUGGCAGCAACAGAUAAAGUUAAUUGUGAUCUCGUUGAUGAGGUGUGUGAGCUGUAUACAAAAAUUUUCUCUCUUUUGGAUGAAGGUUGUGUACCGGAAAAUGACGGCAGCAUCUAUGUGAAUACUUUGUACGAGUUCGGUAGUGCACUAUUCAUUUUCUCCGACCAUUUAAAGGAUGAAACCAGUCUCGAGUGGCAGGAUAAGCGCAUUUAUUACCUCGAGGCUGCUAUUAGAGCCCUUCAAGGUGCCUACAAAAGGAAGGAAAUCAAAUGUCAGCGGGGUAAUGCAUGCAAGAAGCUGUGUGAAGCGUACUAUGUUUUGUUAGCGCUUAAGUCUCGGAAAAUAAACACUAGGCCGGAACUAUCGUCUCUAAGAGCACAAAAGGCUGCUUUUAAAGAAUUGGCUGAAAUUGCUCUAACAGCACAAAAUUAUGUAAUUGAUAUGUCUGACGAAGACCUCGGUUCUGAGUUUAAGGAGGUUCCGCUCAAUCUCAGCGAAGCAGCCAUAUUGAUGGUUCCUAUGAGGCAAAGUAUUAAGCGACUCCAUAAGGAUUCGGCUUUGUACGCAAAUGUUACAAUGGUGCCUGCGGCUGACAAGGAAUAUCCGAAACUUCGAGUCCGACGCAUCAAAAGCAAUGGAGCACUAUGGGAAGAUUUUGGAGCGGGUCCAGUGCUUGUUGAGGACUAUGAAUUUGUGCUUCUUUCGUUUCAGGAAUGGCGCAAUAAUCCGUCGAUGAAAAGUGCAUAUUCGCACGUUUUAUUCGUGCUGCCCAAUAACCCUGAAGAAGCGCGUGAUGUGAUGAUGAAAUCAAUCGAGAAAGCCCUUAGGGCAUUUGAUAAAACCCGUUGA
This is a messenger RNA of Angiostrongylus costaricensis, 3105 nucleotides long. The record is from the annotation of a GenBank genome assembly. NCBI's taxonomy places the organism in Eukaryota, Metazoa, Nematoda, Chromadorea, Rhabditida, Metastrongylidae.